This is a messenger RNA of Dentiscutata heterogama, 125 nucleotides long. The record is from the annotation of a GenBank genome assembly. NCBI's taxonomy places the organism in Eukaryota, Fungi, Glomeromycota, Glomeromycetes, Diversisporales, Gigasporaceae.
CAACACUGGAAAGACUGCAAUUACUAUGCAAACUUACGAUCCAACAGUAGAAUCUACGUAUCGUAAACAGGCCGUCGUUGAUGGUUAUCCAUGUAUGAUUGAAGUAUUAGAUACAGCUGGACAAG